AUUCUGAAUCAUUUUGACUGGACUUCACUUUCUCCGAACACUGGCUCAUCAAGUAUGAGGAAUCAUAGGGAUGCUGUUGAAAUUCUAAAAUAGGAAAGUGGAGAGCAAAUGCAAAGGGCUGCUGAAUUAAUGCAUUGGCAGAAGUUAUUAGAACAAACAUUAAAAACCAAAACAAUGUCAUGGCAGCAAUUACUUGAUUGGCUUGACAGAAUUCGCAUGCGCAGAACCACAAUUAAUGGGUUGGGCCUUCCACACAAGAAUUUCCACACAUUGGAUUACAACUUCGGAGUCUUCCGCCAGAAGAUUCAUAAAAAGAUGCCAAAAUAUCAUCAAUGUCAAAACCCUCCAUCCAGCAGUCAUCUUCAUAACUUCACUGGCGGCAAAGAUGACAGAGAUGCACUAGCCUAUGCAGGUUGUGUCCUCAGCAUCCCGGAGUAAAGCUCACAGGGAUAAGAUUCCUGCUUGAUGACAAUUCAGAAAACAUCUCUGAAAAGCUGGCAGUUAUAGAAUAAAUCUUGUUGAGCUGGAAGCAGAAAUGAAACAUGUUGUAUUAGAGUGGUUCUCUGCAGCUAUAAUUUCCCAAGUUGUGUGUUCCAUUUUUGGUGGUUUUGGACUUCACAAAUGCAACAUGUUGGUCUUGCAACUGUCCCAGAUUUUUUUCACUUAACACAUAAGCCAUAGGUUGGGUGUUCCAUGGGGUUGAUCUGUUGAUCAAGGUCUUAGUUUGGCUUACUUUGUUAAGUUUUUCCUGGAUUUCUCUAAUAAAAUCUGACUUAUCCGAAAAAGAAAUGAAGCUGGACGAUGAGAGUUUUGCUCACUUCUUUGAAAAACAUGUUUCAGGGUUUAGUUUCUCACUCAAGACUUCUGUUUUGAUCAUCCAACAUGCAAUACACAGAGUUGUGAAUACCGCAUUUUUGUUUAUAAUUUCUCUGAUAUUAAAUAGUUUGCUUAAUAUGGUAUUCAUUUGUUCA
This is a messenger RNA of Hevea brasiliensis (rubber tree), 971 nucleotides long. RefSeq lists its product as uncharacterized. The record is from RefSeq and is a predicted model, not a curated record. NCBI's taxonomy places the organism in Eukaryota, Viridiplantae, Streptophyta, Magnoliopsida, Malpighiales, Euphorbiaceae. The transcript has 3 exons. Bases 109 to 438 code for a protein of 109 amino acids.